Messenger RNA from Girardinichthys multiradiatus, 2222 nucleotides. Its product is annotated as 14-3-3 protein zeta/delta-like. The transcript has 6 exons. The record is from RefSeq and is a predicted model, not a curated record. NCBI's taxonomy places the organism in Eukaryota, Metazoa, Chordata, Actinopteri, Cyprinodontiformes, Goodeidae. Gene Ontology annotation, biological process: signal transduction. The coding region runs from base 172 to 927 and encodes 251 amino acids. Gene Ontology annotation, cellular component: cytoplasm.
UUAACGCGUCUAUUCUUGCAUUUUGAGUUUUUAAGAGGGCAGCUUGUGGGUGUGUUGAAUCCGUGUUUGUGAAUGAAGUGACUUAAAACCGAACGCUUAAUAGGAGUAAAGCCAACAGAUCCGUUGUUUUCCGGAAGGCGAAAAAGGGCGUUCACUGUGAACUGAAAAGCCAUGGCAGACAAGGGGGAGAUGGUACAGAAGGCCAAACUGGCCGAGCAGGCUGAGCGCUACGACGACAUGGCCGCCGCCAUGAAGGCCGUCACAGAGGAGGGCUCGGAGCUCAACAACGAGGAGCGCAACCUGCUCUCGGUGGCCUACAAGAACGUGGUGGGAGCCAGGAGGUCCUCAUGGAGGGUGGUGUCCAGCAUGGAGCAGAAGUCAGACAGCACCAAGACUGCGCUUGCAAAGGAGUACAGGGAGAAAAUUGAGAAGGAGUUGAAUGACAUCUGCAAGGAAGUUCUGGACUUACUAGACAAACAUCUUAUCCCCAAAGCUACGCCCGCUGACAGCAAAGUCUUCUACCUAAAGAUGAAGGGAGACUACUACCGAUACCUGGCUGAGGUGGCAACUGGGGAGGACAAGGAAACCAUCAUCAAUAGUUCACAAGAGGCCUACCAGAAGGCAUUGGAUAUCAGCAUCAAAGAAAUGCCUCCCACACAUCCUAUCCGCCUGGGCCUCGCUCUCAACUUCUCUGUCUUCUACUAUGAGAUUGUCAACUCGCCUGAUAAGGCCUGCCAACUGGCCAAAUCGGCCUUUGACGAAGCCAUAGCCAUGUUGGACACCCUCAACAGUGACUCGUACAAAGACAGCACCUUGAUCAUGCAGCUGCUCCGUGACAAUCUGACACUGUGGAUGUCGGACGCGCAGGGAGACGGUGAAGAGGAAGGAAAGGAGACUGAGCAGGAGCCGGCAGCCGAGAAGAACUGAAUCACAGAGAAAACGGGAGAAAAACUUAAACAACACAUUUUUUACCUCUCACCAGCCUAUGUUGAGUGCUUGGUUGUGUGUGUGCGCACAUACAUGCACAGACGUGUAUGUUUACACUCCACUGACAGUGUGUAAAAGUACAGGAUGUGUGUGCAGAUGCAUUGAGGUGUGUGUGUGCGUGAGAGUAUGGUAAUUAUAUGAGCACCUCCACAGAGAAAAGAAUGGAAUAGACUUGAUUUCCUUUUGAACAUUAUUAUUCUGUAAACCAGUGUAUUUUCUUUGUUUUGUCGACUUUAGAUCUCUCCUUUAGAUCUGCACCUAUGAUCUGUAACAUCCAUCAGUGUAGCAAACUACUGCUGUUGCAGGAAAACAAACAAGACAACCUCUAAUCCGUCUCUCUGGAGAAUUUCUAUGUUUUUACUUGAACUAAACAACCUUUGUGACACUUUAGUCCAUUAAACUUUCUCCGAAGCCACUGUAAAGAGAGGACAAGGUCUUUAAAUGGUCCAUCUGACAGUAAGCAGUGAUUGUACAUUAUUCCAGGUAAAGAUCCCUCUCCAUAGUGCUUGUAUCCAUCCCGCCCUGUGUAUCCAGUAGUGUGUUAAUGGAUGAUACAUGUUUCAGGAAGUAUUUUCUGUUUGAACAACCACUUACACUUUGGUCCAUUUGUUCAGCGACCUAUUAUCAACAGUGGAAUGUGUAAUCUUUGAUUACCUGCAGUUUUGCAUACCACAUAAUAAAGUUAACAUCCUAAGAUAAUGACAACUUGAUUUAAAAUGGCUUGAUACUGUAACCUUUUGAUAUUUUAACUCUUCAGUGGUGCAGAUGAUACUUUAUGCCAUGCGCUUUUAUGUGGCUCUCUACUCUUUUUCUAUUCUGGUAUUAUGUUUUUUCUAUUUCAAUUUCCUGUAUUUUAUUCCAUUUGGUUCCUGGAGAAUGUAUGUGGUUCUCGGUAGUAUGGUGUGGGGGUUAGGCAUGCUUCAAAACCGUCAGUUUUUGGUUUAGGAUUUAGUUUUAACCUGGUGUUUUAAUGUAACCUUUACCUUUUUUUUUUUUUUUUUUUUAUGGGAGUAAAUCUUGAAAUGUGGAGUAAAAAGUGAGCAUCAAAGUAAUGUUGUAGAAAGCUUCAUUAAAGCCAUUUUGUAGUUACAAAGUAGUGCCAGUUUCUUCUAAUUACAGUAUCUUGGUUUAUUAAAAAAAGGUGGGUUACAAGAUUCAGAAUUUGCAAGUAACACAAUGAGUGCAUUAUUUGGUUAUGUGCUUUCAUGUAUGUGGAAAUAAAACAUUCAAACGAA